This is a messenger RNA of Suillus clintonianus, 878 nucleotides long. RefSeq lists its product as uncharacterized. Gene Ontology annotation, cellular component: mitochondrion. The transcript is spliced from 4 exons. The record is from RefSeq and is a predicted model, not a curated record. Lineage: Eukaryota; Fungi; Basidiomycota; Agaricomycetes; Boletales; Suillaceae. Gene Ontology annotation, molecular function: oxidoreductase activity. Bases 258 to 758 code for a protein of 166 amino acids.
UGUUACAAGUCUCCCCGAGCUCGGUGACACAUCGGUCCUGCUCGGAAAGGAUCUAUAUGCAUGGAGCUACGCGUAAUUUUUUUGUUUGUAUAUUAACGGGAUUCUGCCAUGUAUAUGUCAAUACAAUUGACCAAGCUACGCCUCGGAACUUAAUUGGGGGGGCCCAGCUGAUGCGCUCAUUUGACGAAAUGGAUCAAGGAACCUUCUUGAUGACGAACGACGUCGACUAGAAUUUGUACAUAUACGACAUUCCGAAGAUGUUCACUGGAUUCAAGCGGUCACUGCCCCAAAUCUCCAUCUUUCACCAUCCGUCAUCGCCACCAUCAAUCCAGGCCCUCGCGCUGCUGCGGAAUGCCCUCGACUCGCCUUAUCCCCCUGGGAAGCAAUCUGCAUCCCCUCUUGAGUUUGAUCUAGAAGUCGUCGAAACGAAACCUCCGACGGCCGAUCAGCUGAAGACCAUUCUCUCGUACAUUACCCCGCUGAGAUCGACUGCUCCCCCUGCGUUAUCUACCUUUUUAUCUGCGCAUCCUGCAUCGCCUGGACCGGGCGAAGAGCCGAAGAGCGUGAAAGGAAUCGUGAGUCUUGCGGAGCAAAAUCCGAAUGUGUUUAAAUGGCCUGUUGUUGUGGACUGGAUCGGUGGCCGUGCUAGUGUAGGGGACGUGGAGGGCGUGAAAGCGAUAUUGGAGGCCAUCAGGCAACAGAGAGAUGGGGAAGUGAAACAGGAUGAGGUGGAUCAGCCUAAAGGCUGGUUCUCAUGAACGGUUUGGGGUCUGGACGGGAAACUGACAUGUCUUGGCGCACAUAUCGUCUCGAGUUGCAAUGGCUAUAUUACAGGUGCUGCAGCUGCAUGACGGGAGGAAUGGCGUGUUUGGUAUAAG